AGCCACACCUCAGCAAAGACUAAACCUGGGCCAGAACAAUUAAAAGAACCAAUCGAAACAGCAAAGGAGUACUGCUUUGGUGUCAGAGGUGAGUCUUGAUGGCACAGGUGCCCUCUGAAUCUAGAGAACAUGGACCAGUGCCUCUAACACCUGCAGUGUGAGCCAAACCUGGAGACAAAGAUGAUCUGCAGCUUGAAGAUAAUACAACCAGCCAUGGAGCCACUGUAUGAGGAGUAUCUAACCCAAGGUGGAACAAUAGUCAAACCUUACUACUGGCUCAGCUUCAGUCUAGAUUGCACUAACUGCCCUUAUCACAUUCGGACAGGGGAGGAAGCAAGAGUUCCAUAUACAGAAUUUCAUGAGACUUUUGGAUUCCCAUGGUCAACAUACCCUCAAACAAAACACCUCACAUUUUAUGAGCUGAGAAGUUCCUCUGAGAACCUGAUACAAAAGGGCCUUGCUAGCAACUGCACCGGGAGUCACAACCACCCAGAAUCAAUGCUAUUUGAGAAGAAUGGUUACCUUGAUGCAGUCAUAUUCCAUAACAGCAACAUUAGACAUAUCGUUCUGUAUUCCAACAACUCCCCUUGUAAUGAGGCGAAGCACUGCUGCAUCAGCAAAAUGUACAACUUCCUGGUGAACUAUCCAGAAGUCACCCUUAGUGUUUUCUUUUCUCAGCUCUAUCAUAUUGAGAACCAAUUUCCUACCUCAGCAUGGAACCGUCAGGCUCUCCGGAGCCUGGCCAGCUUAUGGCCCCAGGUCACUUUGAGUCCAAUAAGUGGUGGCCUUUGGCAUUCUAUUCUUGAAAAGUUUGUUAGAGGUAUCUCUGGAUCAACAGUUCCACAGCCCUUUACAGCUGGGAGAAUCCUGCCUGACAGGUAUAAUGCUUAUGAGAUCAACUCCAUCACAGGAGUGAAGCCUUGCCAACAAAAAGAGAACCAGAACCGAGGAGCCUGGGCUACUUUUGAAAACCACCCCUUAAACAAUGCCACUCCUGCACAGUGGUCACCCACCAUGAGUCAGGACCCCGGGACUCCUGCCGUUCUCAUGCUGGUGCCUUACAGAGAUCUACCACCAAUUCAUGCGGGUUCAAACCCACAGAAACUCAGGGCCGUGGUAAGGCACUUGAAUAUGCUUCAACUACCAUCCCUCAAGGUCAAAGACCUAAGGAAACCUCCCUUGGGCAGGCCAGUGGAGGAGGUGGAAGCACGACAAAUGAAAAGAACAAAAGCAAAUGGAAGAAACAGACUCUAGUUAUCAAGCCAAACAUUGUAAAUGUACUGGAGCGGUAACAACAACAACAACAAAAAUGGAAUUCUCUCUCCUAGGUCCGGCUAAGAUGGGGAUAAAUUGAUGUUUAAAAAAAAAAAAAAAAAACCUGAUUAUUAUAACAACUCCUAUAAUUGACACUAUUUUCAACAUAAUCCAAAACUGUCAUAAGCAACUCUCUCUUUCUGAAAGUAACAGCAACAAAAAUAAAUGGUUUUUUGUUUUAUUAUUUGUAUAGG
Messenger RNA from Mastomys coucha (southern multimammate mouse), 1508 nucleotides. RefSeq names its product apolipoprotein B mRNA editing enzyme catalytic polypeptide like 4 (gene Apobec4). Bases 181 to 1254 code for a protein of 357 amino acids. The transcript has 2 exons. NCBI's taxonomy places the organism in Eukaryota, Metazoa, Chordata, Mammalia, Rodentia, Muridae. The record is from RefSeq and is a predicted model, not a curated record.